This is a messenger RNA of Dufourea novaeangliae, 1383 nucleotides long. Its product is annotated as insulinoma-associated protein 1-like. Lineage: Eukaryota; Metazoa; Arthropoda; Insecta; Hymenoptera; Halictidae. Gene Ontology annotation, biological process: negative regulation of transcription by RNA polymerase II; neuron differentiation; regulation of cell cycle process. The transcript has a single exon. The coding region runs from base 1 to 1383 and encodes 460 amino acids. Gene Ontology annotation, cellular component: nucleus; transcription repressor complex. Gene Ontology annotation, molecular function: RNA polymerase II cis-regulatory region sequence-specific DNA binding; DNA-binding transcription repressor activity, RNA polymerase II-specific. The record is from RefSeq and is a predicted model, not a curated record.
AUGUUGCACAGUUCUUUACCGCGUGCGUUUCUGGCACCUGGAUUGAGCUACGUGGGCUACUAUGGCGACGAGAUCCAUCAAAAUCCGUACGGUACGCCAGCCACAUGGCACAUCCCCAUGGAGAAUCUCUCGACGUACUCGAGGGUACCUGAACAACACGUUCUCCAAUCGUGGGACAUGUCCAGGUCGACGACCCCGUGUCCCCUGGAUCUCUCCCUGAAGCCUCCACCUACACCGACAACACCGAAAAUCGAAGAUUUGGAGUCCAAGAAGGAUCAAAAGAUCCUGGACGAGCUGCAAAAUGAAUCCGAGACGGUCAAUAGAUACAGAAGAGCCAACGAAGAGUCGGGUUCCAUGGUGGUCGAGGAUUUCGAUCCAGUUCCCCGAUGCUCCUCGGUGACCAGUCACUCCAGCUACGAGCAACUGCUCUCGAAGAAAGAACCUCCACAGGACCCAGGUGACAAACCAUGCACUCUCGAGGAUGCAACGCGUCUGGUGCCGUUCACCGCGCUAAACGACAUCGCCACGAAGUCCUAUUACGCGCACGGCCAGAAGUUGAACGUGCUGACCAGCCCGAGUCAUCUACAUUCGAUCCAGAAUUAUCAUCAACAGCUGCUUCUGACGCCGCAGCAUCACCUGCCUGGUAUACAACACGCUCCAAUGACACCACCUAGUACUCCGUCCCCUCCACAGUGUCCUAGAAGGAAGAUCAGGGAGGAGGAUUCGAGUCCUACCUCGGGUGGUAGCAGUUCUGCUAUCAGCUCGAGGACCAGUGGUUCGACGGAGAAGCUAAUUGGUCAGAGGCCCAAGAAGAAACACGCGAGGCGAUUGAAGUUCGACGAAGAUACAAGCAGCCCAGUGUCAGGCACUGUUAUUUUGGGCCCUGAUGAGGCAGUGGUCACUGGGGACAUCGAUCCAGCUUUUAAUAUCGUUGAAGUUACCGAGGAGGCGCGAGCUGAACUGGCGAAGAUCGAAAACCGGCUGGGCCCCUAUCAGUGCAAACUCUGCAGGCAACUACACGAGGACGCGUUCCAGCUGGCCCAGCACAGGUGCUCCAGGAUCGCCCAUGUCGAGUACAGAUGCCCGGAAUGCGACAAGAGGUUCUCCUGCCCGGCGAAUCUGGCCUCCCAUCGACGCUGGCACAAGCCACGGCUAGCCAGCGGCGAGCACACCACAUCGAACGCGACCGGCAUCGAAAUCCCCUGCACCAGGUGCGACGCCAAGUUCACCAGACAGGCCGCGCUCAGGAAGCAUCUGAUCACCCAACAUCCGGAGACCAACAACAACAACAACAACGUUCUAUCGGAGAAUAAAGGCGGUACGGGUAAGGCUGAUAUCAUUCAGAUGGUUUCCGAGGGCACUUUGACCACGGAAAUGCCCUGA